AAAAAAAAAAAAAAAAAAAAGAAGUUCAAACUGAAGAAACCUCUUCCGAGUUAUCGCUCACGGGUUUCACAGAGAGACACACAAAGGCCAAGUCCAAGCCAUGGCUGUGAUCUCCAAAGACUCCCAAGACACAAACUCUGCUACUGAUCCUCUCUUGUCCUGGCUCUGGUCGAUCAAGAAAGCACUUCAAGAAAAGGAUGGUUCCGGGUUAGAUCUCACAAAGCUUCUCUCCGAUUGCUUCGACACUUUCAAGGACAAUACCCAGUACCGAAACGACCUCAGGUUUCUCAAGAUUUGCUUCCUCUACAUGGACGUUAGUAAUGAUUUUGAGAGUGUUUUUAGAGAAAUGGUGGAGAGUGAGAUAUGUAUUGACCAUUCUGUGCUUUAUGUAUGCUACGCGUCCUUUCUUGAAUUGAAACAGAAGUUGCAUGAUGCUCACCUGGUUUAUCAGUAUGGAAUGUUGAGGAAUGCCAAACCGGUUGAGUUGUUGAAGAAAGCUCAUGCCUUAUUUCUUGAUAGAUUGUCUGAAUCGGUGAAUGCUUGUUCACUUCAGAAGAUCGGUGAAGGUGAAACUAUUAAGUUUGAGAAAAGUUACAUUAAUCCAUGGUCUGCCUCCACCGUGAAAGAUCUAUUGAAGAAGCUGAAUACUCAAAUAAUAAAAUAUGAUGGAUACCAUCACAGUACAAAAGCUUAUACAGGAAAAGUGACCCUAACUUCUUUAAAGAAGUCAUCAAGGAACAAGAUUAUUGAGAUAGGUGGAAAGAAGUACCAGAUCAAGGGUUGUGCUGGUCAAGGUGGUUUUGCUCAAGUAUAUAAAGCAUAUGUCAACAGUAAUCCAGAUGAAGUUGUUGCACUAAAGAUACAAAAGCCUGCUUUCCCUUGGGAGUUCUACAUGUAUCGUCAACUAGAUCAGCGCAUCUCAGAGAAGGAAAGAUCAAGCUUUGGCAUUGCUCACAGAAUGCAUCUAUACUCAGACUAUAGCAUACUUGUCUUUGACUAUCUAGCCCAGGGAACUCUUCAGGAUGCCAUAAACUCCUAUCUGGUCUCUGGCAAGUCCAUGGAAGAGGAGUUAUGCAUUUACUACACAAUAGAGAUGCUCUAUAUGCUAGAAACUUUGCAUGGUGCUGGCAUCAUUCAUGGUGAUUUCAAGCCUGAUAAUCUGCUUAUUCGUUAUUCUAGGGGUGACCUUCUAGAAGAUGGGUUUCAUGACCGAACUGGUUCUUGGCAAGAUCAGGGUCUUUGCCUUGUUGACUGGGGGCGGGGUAUAGACCAACAUCUCUUUCCUGACAAUACAGAGUUUAUGGGAGAUUGCCGGACUUCUGGCUUUCGCUGUAUUGAAAUGCUGGAGAAUAAGCCAUGGACAUAUCAGGUAGACACAUAUGGCCUUUGUGCUGUUGUCCAUUUGAUGCUGCACAAUUCUUAUAUGAAGAUUGAAAAGAAAGCAUCAUCUGAUGGUGGAUACAUUUAUCUACCCAAAUCACCUUUUAAACGAUAUUGGAUUGACCUCUGGAAGGAUUUCUUUACCAAGCUGCUUAACAUGAGCCCUGGCAUUGAUCACAUAAAGUUGUUGCAGAAUUUGAGGGAAUCAUUCCAGGAUUACAUGUGCUCUCAACCUCAGCUAAUAAAGAAACUAAAGGAGUUACUGGUGAAGCAAAGGGCUUCCUUGUGUUCUGCUUAGUGUCUUUGGUCAUUUCCACCAAAUCUUAAUUCUUAAAUUCAUGGAAUUGUCAAAUUUAUGCACAGUGCAACAAAAGCAAAAUUAGGUGAAACUCUAGGUUAAUUUUACCUAGAAAUACAUACACAUCCUUGAACUCCAUAUUAAGAUUUCUGAGAAUGUAAAAUUACUCUUCCGCACCCCCCUCCUCCCUUCCUUCCUGAAGUCAGUUGAGUUCAUGAGAGGAUUUGUCUGAUGGAGCACUUGCAAGUGUGAAGCUUUCUGUCUUCAGAAGAAUAGUUUAAGCUUGUAAAGAAUGUAGUGAGUUGGUAUGCUUGUAUAUUUUAGCAAAUUAGUACUGUUGAUUUCUGUGUAUCAUAUUCAAAUCUGUACUCUUAGUGGCCUCUUGUUUUAGUUCAUUGAUUUUCAUUACUAUUUCAGCAUUCUUUUUUCGUGUUA
Quercus robur (English oak) is the source of this 2113-nucleotide messenger RNA. RefSeq names its product mitotic checkpoint serine/threonine-protein kinase BUB1. The transcript has 14 exons. Gene Ontology annotation, molecular function: ATP binding; protein kinase activity. NCBI's taxonomy places the organism in Eukaryota, Viridiplantae, Streptophyta, Magnoliopsida, Fagales, Fagaceae. Bases 101 to 1678 code for a protein of 525 amino acids. Gene Ontology annotation, biological process: mitotic spindle assembly checkpoint signaling; meiotic sister chromatid cohesion, centromeric; protein phosphorylation. The record is from RefSeq and is a predicted model, not a curated record.